CGCCCUGGGCCAGGCUCCGCGGCCAUGUGACCCGCGGCCGGGACGCGACGGGACGCGCCGGGACGGCAGUCGGGGGUCGCGGGCGCGGCCCGGGGCGGGGGCGGCAUGAAGCGGAGGUGGGUCUUCGUGCUGCUCGACGUGCUGUGCGUGCUGGUCGCCGCUCUGCCUUUCGCCAUCCUGACGCUCGUGAAUGCCCCGUACAAGCGAGGGUUCUACUGUGGCGAUGACUCCAUCCGCUACCCCUACCGUCCGGACACCAUCACCCACGGGCUCAUGGCCGGGGUCACCAUCACAGCCACUGUCGUCCUUGUCUCAGCCGGAGAGGCCUACCUGGUGCACACCGACCGCCUCUAUUCCCGCUCUGACUUCAACAACUACGUGGCUGCCAUCUACAAGGUGUUGGGGACAUUCCUGUUUGGGGCUGCAGUGAGCCAGUCGCUGACAGACCUGGCCAAGUACAUGAUCGGCCGUCUGCGUCCAAACUUUCUCGCCGUGUGCGACCCUGACUGGAGCCGCGUCAACUGCUCAGUCUACGUGCAAGUGGAGAAGGUGUGCAGGGGCAGCCCCGCCAACGUCACUGAGGCCAGGUUGUCUUUCUACUCUGGACACUCCUCCUUUGGGAUGUACUGCAUGAUGUUCUUGGCGCUCUACGUGCAGGCGCGGCUAUGCUGGAAGUGGGCACGGCUGCUGCGGCCCACCGUGCAGUUCUUCCUGGUGGCCUUUGCCCUCUACGUGGGCUACACCCGCGUGUCUGACCACAAACACCACUGGAGUGACGUCCUCGUCGGCCUCCUGCAGGGGGCGCUGGUGGCCGGCCUCACUGUUCGGUACGUCUCCGAUUUCUUCAAAGUGCGGCCCCCGCUGCACGGCCCGGAGGAGGAGGAGCUGGAGCGGAAGCCCAGCCUGUCGCUGACGCUGACCCUGGGCGAGGCUGACCACAACCACUUCGGGUACCCUUCGGGUACUUCUUCCUCCUGAGCUGCGGGCCGCCUGGGCAGGGCCCUCUGCGUCCGGCCAGGUCCCGGUGGCACUCUCACCUGGGUGGCGCCAGGGCUCUGGACGGGCUCCAGGUGCCCUGGCCCGGCCCCAUCUCCUGUGCACUGGACCUGGGGUUUUGGGCUCCCGGGGCAGCCCUAGCUUGGAGGGGACCCUGUCCUCAGCUCCCUCAGUACCCCCUGCGUUUGUUGGGUUAGGGAGGGACCGAGAGAUCCAGAUGGAAGCUGUUUUUGUAAAGUGUAGUGCAUAUGUGGACUUUUUAGUAAAAUAGGGCAUUUUUUGGACAAGUUGUCAGUGCCCCGUCCUGAGGGCUGUGUCCACCAGCAGAGGGCACCCUCCCUCAUUGCUCAGCUGGGCCGGGUGCCAGUAGACGGUUAAGUCACCGAGACCGCCCGGGUCAGGAAGAGGCCAAAGUGGAGCCCGCGGCUCCCCUCCCGGUUCCCGUGUGCAGUGCCGAGGCUGAGGGUCAGGCGGGGUCUCAUGUGCAGGGCCCGGAGCAGAAGGCCUCUGCAGGCCUUGGACCCUGGGCCAGGAGGGUUGGCAGUAGGGGGUCCUGAUUCCGGUCAGCCUCAGGGUUCUCCCCUCCCCGUGUGUGGAGGCCACUGUCGAAGGCCCACGAUGUGGCCUCUAAGGGCCGCCUGGUGGAAGUUUGGAUGUGGGCCAGAGCUCGGCCAGUGGGCCUCGGUCCUGCCUGCAGCCCCUGGAGGCUGCGUGCAGGCUGCGUCAGGGUCAGGGUCGGGAGGGCUGCGCCCGGCCCGAGAGACUGCUCGCAGGGUUUGGGCCUGGAGCCGGGCUCCUUGUCCCCUUUGUGCUCCGGGACGUGCCCUCUCCUGCUCUCGGGCGGUGCCCACCUGCGGCAGCACAUGCCGGCCAUUCCUGGGGUUGACCGCUCCCUGUGGUCCUGGAGGACUCGGCAGUGCUCACCCUCCCUGUGCUCAGUCCUGCCCCCCGCGCUCUGGCCCGGGACCCGUGUGUGUGGCUGCAGGAACACGCCCUCUUGUCCCCCGCCCUGGAUCGUCUCCUCACUCACCGCUCACGGGAGUGAGUGUCGGGAGGUGAAGCACAUGAGGCUGUGAACUAAGCUCUAGAAACAUUAAGGAAAGCGUGUUCGAGACCCAGCGCGGGCGGGCUCUGUGAUCCGGGAAAUGGAGAAAGGGAACUGGAAGGAACUCUGGGCCCAGGCCGAGCGGUGGCCCGGGGCGCGGAGCACAGUGAGCAGGAGCGUCCACCCCUGGCGGUGGCCCCUGAGGUGAUGAGGAAGCUUCUGCUGCUGAUGGCUGUGGGGCCGAACCUGGCAGGACGUUCGAGGUCACUGCUCAGGGAAGCUCGGGCAGUAAGUUUAAUGUUUGACCAACCAGCCGUGUGAUGUGGGCAACUUGCUUUUAAGUGUCGGUGUUUUAUUUGUGCCCAGAACUUGUGUUACUCCAUGUUCCUUGCCGGGUGCUCCUCUCAGGCCUCCAGGGUGAUGUGGCUCCUGGGGACUGAGACGGGGGAGGUCUCCGGCUGCCGUGGCCUCGCCUGGUGCCGCAUAGACGGGAGGAAGGGGACCCAGAGGCAGAACAGCCGCACACCCAACGUCAGGGGCGCGGCCUCCCUGAAGGUGUCGGGCAGGCUCCUGGCCGGAGAAGCCACAGUGCAGCUGCCCAGGCGUCCCAGGACCCAGGAGGAGGCGACGGCGGUGCCCUCACGGCGUGUGAGCGGCUCUCCCAGGCUCAGAGUGUGUCUGUCAGGGAACGGGGAGAACGUCCAGCGGGAUUCCACAGGGCGGCUGGAGCAGGGAGCAGGUGGGAGGGACGAGUCGGGGCCCCUGACACCAACCGCUGCCUCCCCCUCCUCCCAGUGCCGUGACCGGAGGCCAGGACCCCAGUGAGGCUCUGGGCCCAAGUGUGGAAACAGCCCCGGUAAACGCCGCUCUGGACGUGGUGUGCUGGGCGGUGCGGUGGCUGUGCUGGGGUGGCCGACGGAGAGGAGCAGAGCGGUGAGGACGUAGCUGGGGGUCUGGGUGCUUCUCCGGGAGGCCAGGGGCCACGCCGCGUGAGCGGAGAGGGCUGCGCUGGCCAGAGCCGUCCCGAGUGCUCGAGAGCCGGAGCAGCUGUAGCCUUCGGAGCAGCACUCUCCCACUACUGGGGGUUGAUCUCAGGACACGUCACACGCUGUUCCGUGUGAGCCGUGUUCCAGGGCCAUUGACUCUCACAGACUCUGCCCCGUCGCGGUCACGUGAAGUCAGGACGCCACCCUGGGUGCACACGCCUCCCCGUGUUACAUCCCGAGGUGGAGGAGUAUUUUCUCUUUUUCUUUUGUUGGUUCUCACGGGAAACCCCUCGAUUCUUAGUCGUGUAAAUAUUUCCUGGGUGUGUUCUCGGUGCCCAGCGUCCCCCACCUCGUGACAUUAGCUGGUUUUGGACAAACCCCUCCUGAGCACUGAGUGACACGAGGGACUUUUUGCUGGUGUGUUGGGUGCGACGUCAUGGUGUGGUUUUGUAGGAAAUGGUGCUUUGUGGCCGUGCGUUCUGACGUAUUUAGGAGUGAAAUUUUCUGAUGUCUGUAACCAACAAUAUUUCACAAUACAAAAAUGUGAAGCAAACGUGGCAAAAUUU
Equus quagga is the source of this 3593-nucleotide messenger RNA. It is a transcript of the gene PLPP2, whose product is annotated as phospholipid phosphatase 2. Gene Ontology annotation, molecular function: phosphatidate phosphatase activity. The record is from RefSeq and is a predicted model, not a curated record. Gene Ontology annotation, biological process: signal transduction; phospholipid metabolic process; phospholipid dephosphorylation. NCBI's taxonomy places the organism in Eukaryota, Metazoa, Chordata, Mammalia, Perissodactyla, Equidae. The transcript has 6 exons. Bases 106 to 978 code for a protein of 290 amino acids.